This is a messenger RNA of Dicentrarchus labrax (European seabass), 1627 nucleotides long. RefSeq names its product odorant receptor 131-2-like. Lineage: Eukaryota; Metazoa; Chordata; Actinopteri; Moronidae. The coding region runs from base 263 to 1228 and encodes 321 amino acids. Gene Ontology annotation, biological process: G protein-coupled receptor signaling pathway. The record is from RefSeq and is a predicted model, not a curated record. Gene Ontology annotation, molecular function: G protein-coupled receptor activity. Gene Ontology annotation, cellular component: membrane. The transcript has a single exon.
GUACAAGAAGAGAGGGCAGGCAGACCAGCUCUGCUCACAUGGACAACAAGCACAAACUCUAACCUGCUCAUUAUCUGCACAGGGAAAAUGCAUGUGGGGGAUUUGGUAUUUUUUGGAUCUGACUUGGCACAUGUGCUUGAAAUGUGUUUUUCCAUUUGUUUUUAUUGUUCUCAGAUGACAAACAGAAAGUGAUUUAAUGGACUUCUGUGUCCUGUUAACAUCAACAGGUUAAUCUUUCUUAUGUCUUAAAGGCUUCUCUGAGAUGUCGACUCAGUCUCAGACUAACGUAACAAUUGGACUGGGGUUCCUGGAAAGAGUGAUGCUUUCCACUCUGACUACACUACCAUGCUGUGUGUUUCUCUUCAUUAAUGGGACCAUGUUAUUCACCUUGAGGAGUAAACUUGUGUUUUGUGAGACCUCUCGUUACAUUCUUCUGUAUAACCUCCUUUUCUCAGACACUAUCCAGAUGUCACUGAGUCAGAUACUGUACCUGCUGUCUUCUUGUAGAAUAAUGUUAACAUAUCCUGUCUGUGGUCUUCUUGUCAUGCUUGCCAGCCUCACAAAUGAAGUCUCCCCUCUCACACUGGUGGUGAUGUCUCUGGAGAGAUAUGUAGCUGUGUGCUACCCACUGAGGCACGCUACCAUCAUCACCAUCAGAAACACAGCAGUGGCUAUCAUUGUGGUUUGGACCUUUUGUUCACUAAAUGUUCUAAUUCGAGUCCUUUUGCUGUUGGAUUUUCCAUUUUCAGACCUGGACAGUCUGCAGAUGAAAGAACUUUGUAGCUCACUUCUCAUGUUUCUUACCCCAAUGUCUGAUAUUUAUGACAAAGCAUAUACUUGUUUUCUGUUUACUUCAGCUGGUGUUGCAGUUAUUUCUUCCUAUAUUGGUGUGGUGAUAGCAGCCAGGUCAGCCUCCACAGACAAAGCUUCAGCCCGUAAGGCUCGUAACACACUGCUGCUGCAUCUGGUACAGCUGGGCCUCAGUCUCUCCUCAACCAUUAACAACCCAUUGCUUUUAGUUAUCUCAAAAACUGUUUCAAGGGUAGUAUUUGCGCGUAUGCAGAAUUUUUUGUAUGUGUGUUUUUUCAUUCUGCCCAGAUGUCUGAGUUCUCUCAUCUAUGGACUCAGAGACCAGACUAUCAGACCCAUACUUGUGUACUUUUUAUGCUGUCGACUGACACUCUCACCCCAGCCAAAGCUGAGGCCUAAGAUACAUGGAGUGAGUUAACCUCUCUAUAUGUUUUUUGAACUCACGCUGUCCACAGAAUGGACUUCAUAAGUCAGCAUAUCCAGCAUUCAUAACAGGAAACAAACUGAAUUUUCCAAAAGAUUUAUUUGUUGUAUUUGUAUUUAUUUCAUUUGUUUUUUAUGUUCAACUCUAAGUUGUCAGUAUUUCUUAAAAUCCACUUAUAGAAGCUGGUCGAAAUUAUCAUCUAAGCAAGAAAAGCUGUUAAUCACAAUUAUUUCACUGUGAAUUUUACCCUUAAAUGUGUGAUGUAAUUGCGGCACUUAUGUAUCUAUGGCAAUUUCCUCAGAGCCUUCAAUUUCAGGGAAUAUGGGAGCAGUAAAUGUUUGUGGCAUAAUAAUGAAAUAAAAUAAAACAAUAUUAUUUGAUAUGUAUUAAAAA